Molecule: messenger RNA, 3894 nt
Organism: Arvicanthis niloticus (Nile rat)
Lineage: Eukaryota; Metazoa; Chordata; Mammalia; Rodentia; Muridae
Gene: Glra1
Product: glycine receptor alpha 1
Biological process (GO): monoatomic ion transmembrane transport; chloride transport
Cellular component (GO): plasma membrane; postsynaptic membrane
Molecular function (GO): transmembrane signaling receptor activity; transmitter-gated monoatomic ion channel activity; extracellularly glycine-gated chloride channel activity
Source: RefSeq, a predicted model, not a curated record
ACCCCCUCCCGUCGGUCCUCGCCCCCACCAUCCUCUACGCCUCCAGUUUGUUAAAUUAAUGCAGUAAGAAAGUCUGAAGAUCUGAGGGAGUCUGGCCAGAAGAAGAUGGGCAAGCUUAGAAAUUCCAGAUGCCUCUGAAAGCUUGGGCUCUUGAGCCCUGCUGGGAAGCCAUGGACCCCAGCAGCCCCUGAAAGUUGUGGUAGGCUCUCUUGCUCCUGCAGCCCCAAGCAAUGGGACACCUUUUCUGCAGGGAUCCCAACUUAUUCGGCGGGGACCAGAGAACACGGACUGCAAGGCGACAGCGGACAGGAACGGAGGCAGGGGAACGAGAUUCCGGGACUCGGUCGCGAUGCGCCAGCCUGGCACACUCUCCAACAUCUAACUGAAGCCAGCACCGUCACCUGCUCCACCCCCCCCCCCACCCCUAAAACCCCUCGGGCCAGCCCAGGGCCAGAAGGAAGAUGCCAGCCGGGUCUAAGGGUCCGAGGCCAGGGCUCUGAUCCCCACGGAUUUCUUCCUUUCAUGGAGCUGGCUAUUUCGACAGAAAAACAAGGGUAAAAAAGGAAGAAGAAGACUAAAGAAAAAAAGAAAAGAAAAGAAGAAAAUAUACCCACCCCCAAACGUGCCUCCCAGCGCCGCAGGGAGCCUCCAGCGAGUUGAGCUUCAGCCGCGCUCUUCCCGCCCGCAGCGGGCUGGACGCUCUCCGUGGUGCUGAACCUGCACGACCGCCGCUGUCCGCGGUACCUUAGCUGCCUGGCUGCAAUUCUCCCCCGGCUCUGCCACCUCGUCCCUCUACUCCCUGCCCCCUUAAACAUCUGGAUUAUUUCCCCCAGUGGCGCUCUCUGGCUUCGUAAGUGCCCAUCUGAAACAUUUUUGCAGCUCCAUAACUCGUGGACUUUACAGCACAAGAAUCUGGAAGAUGUACAGCUUCAACACUCUGCGAUUCUACCUUUGGGAGACCAUUGUAUUUUUCAGCCUUGCUGCUUCCAAAGAGGCUGAAGCUGCCCGCUCUGCACCCAAGCCUAUGUCGCCCUCGGACUUCCUGGAUAAGCUCAUGGGGAGGACUUCUGGGUAUGAUGCCAGAAUCAGGCCCAACUUUAAAGGUCCUCCUGUGAAUGUGAGUUGCAACAUCUUCAUCAACAGCUUCGGCUCCAUUGCUGAGACAACCAUGGACUACAGGGUCAACAUCUUCCUGAGGCAGCAGUGGAAUGACCCUCGUCUGGCCUACAAUGAAUACCCUGACGAUUCUCUGGACCUCGACCCGUCCAUGUUGGAUUCUAUCUGGAAGCCUGACUUGUUCUUUGCCAAUGAGAAGGGGGCCCACUUCCAUGAGAUCACCACUGACAACAAACUGCUGAGAAUCUCCCGCAAUGGCAACGUCCUCUACAGCAUCAGAAUCACCCUGACAUUGGCCUGCCCCAUGGACCUGAAGAAUUUCCCGAUGGAUGUACAGACGUGUAUCAUGCAACUGGAAAGCUUUGGAUAUACCAUGAACGACCUCAUCUUUGAGUGGCAGGAGCAAGGAGCUGUGCAGGUAGCAGAUGGACUGACCCUGCCUCAGUUUAUCCUGAAGGAAGAGAAGGACCUGAGAUACUGCACCAAGCACUACAACACAGGUAAAUUCACCUGCAUUGAGGCCCGAUUCCACCUGGAACGGCAGAUGGGCUACUACCUGAUCCAGAUGUACAUCCCCAGCCUGCUCAUCGUCAUCCUGUCCUGGAUCUCCUUCUGGAUCAACAUGGAUGCUGCACCAGCUCGUGUGGGACUGGGCAUCACCACAGUGCUCACUAUGACCACACAGAGCUCUGGCUCCCGAGCCUCCCUACCCAAGGUGUCCUACGUGAAAGCUAUUGACAUUUGGAUGGCUGUUUGCCUGCUUUUCGUGUUCUCGGCCCUGCUGGAAUACGCCGCCGUCAACUUUGUGUCCCGGCAACACAAGGAACUGCUUCGAUUUAGAAGGAAGCGGCGACAUCACAAGAGCCCCAUGCUAAAUCUGUUUCAGGAUGAUGAGGGUGGAGAAGGCCGCUUCAACUUCUCUGCCUAUGGGAUGGGCCCAGCCUGUCUGCAGGCCAAGGAUGGCAUCUCUGUCAAGGGUGCCAACAACAACAACACCACUAAUCCCGCUCCUGCACCAUCCAAGUCCCCGGAAGAGAUGCGGAAACUCUUCAUCCAGAGAGCCAAGAAGAUCGACAAGAUAUCUCGCAUUGGUUUCCCCAUGGCCUUCCUCAUCUUCAACAUGUUCUACUGGAUCAUCUACAAGAUUGUCCGGAGAGAGGAUGUACACAACAAGUGAAGGCUCUGGGGUGGGGUGGGGGGCUGGGAGAGGGUGGUGGGAGGAGCACAGAGGCUGGGAGCCAGGGGAGGAAGGAGAGAGGGAGAAAGAAAGGAAGAGCACACACCCAUCUCCCUCCACCAAGUGCAAUAGAAACCACAGGGGUGGAUACUUGCAGGGUAUGGCAAUAGCCAUCUAGCCUCCAAGGGCAUGAGGUGGGAGGUAUUUUUGAAUACAGCAACUAGGGACCAUGAGGGGUGGGUGGGGGUCAGGGAGGGGAUUGGGAAAUCACAGCUUUCAAAAUUCAAGUCCAUUGGGUUGAGGGGUGGGGGGGUUCCUGUUUGGAGGUCAGUGCUGCCUGCCCCAGAACAGGAAAGCAGUGUAAUAUAUAACAUUUAACCAUGCUUAACAUUAAUGCAAAACCCACCAGAACAAAAGAUACAUCUCUUAAAUCAGCCUAGUAACUGCUUAAACUUUUAAAGUCCCCAACAUGAUGGACAAUAUUUCCCAGAGUAGAAGUGGACACAAAUAAGCUUGCUGUGGUAUGUGCCCCCAUCACGCCCUUACAAAUGCCAUGUGUAUCUUUAAACUGACCCCCGUGGACACAUGCCAAAAAAAAAAAAAAAAAAAAAAAGCCAUUCCACCUCUGCUUCGAGAGGGUCACAUGACACAGACAUGGGUCUCGGAGAUGGAUAAAGGUGGACCACCAGCAGGAAGUCACUAAAGAAGAGGAUCAUUGCAGAAGCCCUCUGAUGGAGACUCCAGAAAACCCCACUGGGCACCAAGCUUGCUCCUCUCGCUUCUGCGCUUCAGCACUGGCCGGACUCAGCGCCAGCCCUACGGCCGUCACGGUCUUCUCGUUGUAUUACCAAUAUGCAAUUUUUUUAUUUAAAAAAAAAAAGUAAUAAUCUCAAGAAAUAAUAUGGGGAGAGACUAAGUAUAAACCCAUGGACUUUUUUCCAAAUGUCUAUUUUUUUGGAGAGUCUCUUUGGGACUGCAAGGAACUGUGUUAUGGGAAAGGUGAGCAGAGCCGAAACCUGUCCCAAUUGCCAAGCGGGGAGUCAAGCUUGAAGACGUGAAAGGGCAAAGGCAGCGGCGUGCAUGGGAAGAGACGGUGAUAUUUAGAAAGUCCAUUCAUUAUAUUUUGACAUUUCAUAUAUCAUAACAUGGGAAGUUUUGGGGGAAUGAUCCCAUUAUAUUUUUAUAAGCCUUUUUUUUUUUUAAGAUGCUUUGCACAGCUUUAACGUGUAGGAAAGUUAGACAAAUAUUUCUCUUUCCUUCCAACUCUGAAGUGCCAGAAUGGUCCCAGACUAGCCAGGGCAGUCCAGGGGAAAGCAACAAGGAUGAGCUGGGCUGGGAGAGGGGUUUCUGCUGACAAAUCUGGAUUUGCACAGAACCACCAUGGCACAGAGCCUGGAGCGAGGCAUUGCAGGUGCCAUCCUGCGUGUCAUGGCUAGUACACAGGAGUUACACUUCUGUCCUAGCACUUUACUGUCUUGGCCUUGAGCCAGUAUUGUAGGUAGGAUAGAGAUUGGUCAGUGACAAUCAGUCCUGAGUUUCCUUUGUAUCCUUCGAGCUAGGGAGCUCAGGGGCAGAUGGAAGAAUGGAAUGAGGAGAUGAUG